Messenger RNA from Aspergillus pseudotamarii, 801 nucleotides. RefSeq lists its product as uncharacterized. The record is from RefSeq and is a predicted model, not a curated record. The transcript has a single exon. Lineage: Eukaryota; Fungi; Ascomycota; Eurotiomycetes; Eurotiales; Aspergillaceae. The coding region runs from base 175 to 627 and encodes 150 amino acids.
GAUUGAUCCUUGGUUAUUGUCCUGUACAACCCCUUCCUGCCGGGUUCAGCUUCGAGAAAUGGUGAGGAAAAGGCAACCUUAAUUUACGCUGUGUGACGCUGUACAGCGUAAGGCAUAAUUUAUUUUCCGGUGGACGGAGAGAGCAUCUUACAUACGUUGGUGGUGUAUGUAUGUAUGUAUGUAAGAGUAUGGAUGUUCCCGGUCGCGAGUAUUCCUUGGUACUCGUACCCAGUCCAACGGAUCGACCGCCCGCCCCAGAAGCCUGGAAAUGAGGAUGAGUUUAAAGGCCAACUAAGCUGGCCCGAGCUCACCCCUUCUUUGUCUGCUCCGUUUCCCAAGUUCCCACCAUCUUGCAGAUUGCAUUUCUGCGCCGAGCCCGCUUCAUCCGUUGCGAAUAAAAACGUGUGCCACCGUCGUGGAACCGCAUUCUUUGACCUCGAAUUUGACAUCGCUCCCUUUUUCCUCUUUGCCUGCCUUGCAUGGCCUGACAGCAGUCAAUUGGACUCUGGGUCCCAUAACGAAAUACCACAGCAUGGCAUAGGCAUUUCCGGCCUCCAUACCUACUAUGACAUCUUUGAUGAAUUAUGGAUCCUCCGUUCUUUGCAAGGUGGGAAAGCGAUAAAGUGAACUAGUAGUAGCUCACUGCUGCAGUAGAGUGGAUAGGCGAUCGAUCCCCCUGUUGUGAAGAGAAGGACCGAUCCGGUACUCUUGGAUUGUAACAAAGGAUUAGACCCGAUCUAUCUCGCAAAAGAAGCAAUAAAGAACCUUCCCAUCACAAAGGAGUAUCAGGUCGAGUCCAAG